Molecule: messenger RNA, 3510 nt
Organism: Oryctolagus cuniculus (rabbit)
Lineage: Eukaryota; Metazoa; Chordata; Mammalia; Lagomorpha; Leporidae
Gene: RALBP1
Product: ralA binding protein 1
Biological process (GO): endocytosis; small GTPase-mediated signal transduction; positive regulation of GTPase activity
Cellular component (GO): membrane
Molecular function (GO): small GTPase binding; GTPase activator activity
Source: RefSeq, a predicted model, not a curated record
CCGUCCCAAUCAUUGUAAACAGGCGGAGGCUGGGCGGGGUGGGAAUGGGGCGCCCGAGGCUGGGUAGGGGUGCAGUGCAGGAGGCGGCUGCGGUGGCUGCGGCGGGAGCGUGAGCGGGAGGAAGCGGCGGCUGCGGCGGUGCGGGCGGUCGCGCAGCGGCAGGCACAGGUGUAAUGGACAGGUAACACAGAGCACCUCAUCCCUUCCUCGUCAGGCGGCAGCAUGACCGAGUGCUUCCUGCCCCCCACCAGCAGCCCCAGUGAGCACCGCAGGGCAGAGCAUGGCAGCGGGCUGACCCGGACCCCCAGCUCGGAAGAGAUCAGCCCCACCAAGUUUCCUGGACUAUACCGCACGGGAGAGCCCUCCCCUCCCCAUGAUAUCCUCCACGAGCCUCCCGACAUCGUGUCUGAUGAUGAGAAAGACCAUGGCAAGAAAAAAGGGAAAUUUAAGAAAAAGGAAAAAAGGACUGAAGGCUAUGCUGCCUUUCAGGAAGAUAGCUCUGGAGAUGAAGCCGAGAGUCCUUCCAAGAUGAAGAGGUCCAAGGGAAUCCAUGUUUUCAAGAAGCCCAGCUUUUCUAAAAAGAAGGAGAAGGAUUUUAAAAUAAAAGAGAAACCCAAAGAAGAAAAGCACAAAGAAGAAAAACAUAAAGAGAAAAAGUCAAAAGACUUGACAGCUGCUGAUGUCGUUAAACAGUGGAAGGAAAAGAAAAAAAAGAAAAAGCCCAUUCAGGAGCCAGAGGUGCCUCAGGUUGACGUUCCGAGUCUCAAGCCCAUUUUCGGAAUUCCCUUGGCUGACGCCGUGGAGAGGACCAUGAUGUAUGACGGCGUCCGGCUGCCAGCCGUGUUCCGGGAGUGUGUAGAUUAUGUAGAGAAGUACGGCAUGAAGUGUGAGGGCAUCUACAGAGUUUCAGGAAUUAAAUCAAAGGUAGAUGAGCUAAAAGCAGCCUACGACCGAGAGGAGUCUCCAAACUUGGAAGAAUAUGAGCCCAAUACUGUCGCCAGUUUGCUGAAGCAGUAUUUACGAGACCUUCCAGAGAAUCUGCUUACCAAAGAGCUAAUGCCCCGAUUUGAAGAGGCCUGUGGGAGGACCAGUGAGGGUGAGAAAGUGCAGGAGUUCCAGCGCCUGCUCAAGGAGCUGCCGGAGUGUAACCACCUUCUGAUUUCCUGGCUCAUCGUGCACAUGGACCAUGUCAUUGCCAAGGAGCUGGAGACCAAGAUGAACAUACAGAACAUCUCCAUAGUGCUCAGCCCAACUGUCCAGAUCAGCAAUCGUGUCCUGUAUGUGCUUUUCACACAUGUGCAAGAGCUCUUUGGAAAUGUGGUGCUGAAGCAAGUGACGAAACCUCUGCGGUGGUCUAACAUGGCCACGAUGCCCACACUGCCGGAGACCCAGGCGGGCAUCAAAGAGGAGAUCAGGAGACAGGAGUUUCUUUUGAAUUGUUUACAUCGAGAUCUGCAGGGUGGGAUAAAGGAUUUGUCUAAAGAAGAGAGAUUAUGGGAAGUACAAAGAAUUCUGACAGCCCUCAAAAGAAAACUGAGAGAAGCUAAAAGACAAGAGUGUGAAACCAAGAUUGCACAAGAGAUAGCCAGCCUUUCAAAAGAGGAUGUUUCCAAAGAAGAAAUGAAUGAAAACGAAGAAGUUAUAAAUAUUCUCCUUGCCCAGGAGAACGAGAUCCUGACGGAGCAGGAGGAGCUGCUGGCCAUGGAGCAGUUCCUGCGGCGGCAGAUCGCCUCGGAGAAGGAAGAGAUCGAGCGGCUGCGUGCCGAGAUCGCCGAGAUUCAGAGCCGGCAGCAGCAUGGCCGCAGCGAGACCGAAGAGUACUCCUCGGACAGCGAGAGCGAGAGUGAGGACGAGGAGGAGCUGCAGAUCAUCCUGGAGGACUUGCAGAGGCAGAACGAGGAGCUGGAAAUCAAGAACAAUCACUUGAACCAGGCGAUCCACGAGGAGCGCGAGGCCAUCAUCGAGCUGCGCGUGCAGCUGCGCCUGCUGCAGAUGCAGCGAGCCAAGGGCGAGCCGCAGGCGCCGGAGGACGAGGAGGCGGAGCGGGAGCGGGAGCGGCGCGGCGCGGACGGCGGCCCCGAGCAGCCCAAGGCCGGCAAGGAGCCUGCGAAGCCGUCGCCGAGCAAGGACCGGAAGGAGACGCCCAUCUGAGCCGCUGGCGGCGCCCGCGGAGCCCUCGGCCUCUGCGUCUUUACUGUACAUUCUGUAAAGACGGCUCCUCCUGCCGCCAGGGCGGCGGCUCCGGCUCCAGCUCCCGGCGGCUCCUCCGCGGCGGCCCGCCCGGGCCGGAGGACGGAGCAGCGCCCCGUGGGCUUGCAGGGACGGAUGAGUUUUCCAGAUAGUGUCAGCUUAUUUGAAGAUUAAUUUUCUUUGUUAACUUAAAGUAACUAUUUUAACCCUUGAGUGGCUUCUUUUUAAACCAAAAAUCGUCUUUCUUUGCUUUUGUAUCACAGCGGAAUCAGGACCUCUUUCUCAUUCCAGGGGGGGAACCAAACCAGGUCCCUGCGGCCUGCUGGGGACGCCUGCGUCCCGCCCGCGGGGCCUCCGUACCGAGUCACUCUUGCUCGUGCCUUUCACACCUUCUCGGUGCAGAUCACAGUCACGGGGAGCCGCCUCGCCCUCCCACUCCCCUCGGCCCCUGAGCCCCGGCCUCCGACGGCCCGCUGGGCUCGCAGGCGGCGGUCACUGCCAGCGAUCCGCGAAGGCCUGCGCCCUGACCACCACCACCCACCUCCCGGGACAACCGGAGCGGCUGGGGUUGCUUGCUCGGGCGAGAGUGUGCGCGGCCUCUGCCUGAAUAAGCCAUAUACAUAUAUAUAUGCUCUGGGGUGUGCGUGUGUGUAUAUAUGUAUAUGCUCAAACGAAAGCUGUCCCUCACCGUGUGGUCUCCGGAAGCUGCCCACGGCCGCCACUGACAAGGGGGAGCGCCAGAAAUGGCCCCUUCCUGGAACGAGCCGGCUUCCCGGGCCGGGCUCCCCCUGCGGGGUAGCACCGUGAGACAGGUCGGGUCUUGGGGCUCCCGACAAACCCCACACGCACUAAGGUGGUGACGACAAACCCCACCCGAGGGCUCUCCUCCCCCCCCCCCCCCCCAGUUAGUAUUUAUUUUCAGCACCUGUUCGACGCGGUUUUUUAUCCUCUACCUAUUGCACUGUUGUGACUUGUUGGCCAUUAUUUGAUUUUUGUACGAGAAAAAAAGCUUUGUUAUAGAAAUCAGCAUACUAUUUUUUUAAAUCUGGAGAGAAGAUAUUAUGGUGACUGAAAAUAUGGUCAGGUGUCAAAUACCAAUGUAUCAGCGCCUUCUAGCUGUCCUGUCAGUACAUUCAUCUCACAUUUGCCGGCAAUAGUGAUGGUUUCCUUUUUGUUUGUGUAAACUCUAAUUUCUAUCACGGUAUCAUGGAUUUUUAAAUUUAGCAUUUCAUGACAAAAGGUCUCAGCGUUGGUUAACUCAUUUUUGCCAGGACCAUUAUUGAUCAAGCGAAUAAAUUCAACAGCCAUUUGGGAAAAAAA